CGCAAACAAGUCGGCAGUACAUCAGCGGCUGCGCCUCCACUGGGUUGAGCAAGAGCUACCUCCACCACACCGAGCAAGGGAGGCAGGUGUAUGCGGACUUGGUGGAGAGGGUUUUUGCGAGCGUCGUUAAGAAAGGGUCUUCGACGAGCGAAGCACACGGCACGUUUCCUGUUCAGGGACAACAUCAAGGACUAGCACAGAGGGCACGUGGCUCGACGACGGAUGGUGGAUAUUUUCCUGUUCGCAGCACUGACGCUUUCACGCUGCAAGGUUACGCCAUGGUGGCGUGGAGCGCGGCUAAGUUCAAGUUGCACGACGUUGCGUGGUGGGCCCAGUUUGCAAAAACGGUUGUCUCGUCUUCUUUCUCGUGUGAUACGACGGGAGAGCGCCAAGGACGGGAGCAGCGGGCACCAGGGCGCAACUCGGAUCAUAGGAAGGAUAGUACACUACACAGCAGUAGGAGAGGUGGUGACGUCAUUACAGCAGGCCAAGAAAAAAGACCGUCUUCUGUCCCACCGAGCAAGAAUUUUACCGUAGCUCACCGCAACUUUAUUUGCGGCGCAUCGUCCGAGCAGGCCCAGUCCGCCGCCACGCUGCUGUGGGCAUUUGGCACCUUCGCGGGUCACCACGAAGCCGACGUUCUAGAGAUGCCGUUCUUGCGCCCAGUAUUCGAAAAAUUCGGAAACCGGGUGUUUUUUCCGGUCGAGAAAGAAACAUCUCCGGCGAUAAGUACAAGCAGGGGUGGGAACUACGAAAAGGGCGAUGACAAGCAGCCGGCGCCGCAAUGGCGCCCAACGACUCCGGUUUGCAAACCCUUGGACGCGGUGCAGUGCAUUUGGGCCGCUGCGAAGAUGAAACUUCUGCUGCCGUUAUGAAGGGAAAAAGUGCCGCGGACAAAAAGAAUAAAUCAAUCUGAAUGUUUUUCUAGGUUUUCAUUUUCGUUUAUAUAUAAGUAGAUUUUUGCAUGUCAGACCAAGAACUCGUUAACGCCUCUGACUCUUUUUUUGUCACGACCAAAUUUUUCCCUGUCACAGUCCGCCAGAGUACGAACCAACAUCAAUUUCCUACGGUCUUUCCUUCCCGCCCAGAGUUUGACGUUUGCUGAAGCCGCGACGCUGCUGCACAGCUGCGCGUCUCUGAAUUGGAAGCCUUCUACCUUUUGGGGCUGCGAAGAUGAGCCUGUGGCUGAUCACAAACAGAAACAGUGGCAAUUGCGUUCUCCACAAACUACCUACCAGCACAGCGGAGGAACACUUUCCGUGACUUCAGCACGAGGCAUGCAAUCAGAGCAGCGGGAUGAAAACAAAAAAGACUUUUACAUUUUGCGUGCGCUGCAGCACUUCUGCAAGCUGAAACAGGACCGGGACGCGAUAGCCAGGAUGAUUUCGAACAACCCAGACACAUUGGGUAGUAAUUGUUCAAUGAACAAUUCUUCCAUCGUGCUCUUACUCUGGGCGUCGGCGGUUUUUGCGGACGUUGCGUCUGCGUCGGCGCUGGUACAGCGCCUAGGUGUUGAGGUGAUGCAGAACAAAACAACUUUUCGGCGGGGGCGAUCGUGGAUCCUCACCCCGGAUUCCUGGGAGGCGCGGGCCUUGCAUAUGUCGGAAAAGAGCACGUGUGAGUUGGAUGUUCUGGGAAAUUAAGCAUGUUGACGAUUAUCGAGAGCAGGAGUUAAUCGACUACACACAAGUUAGUGAUCUCUCGCAAGAAAAUGUGCAUGACCAAGUGGAUGAAUCACGUCGGAUACUAGGUAUUUUUAUUUCGAAAAGGAACAAGUGACCCUUCUUGCAACCGUCUCUUCCCGAUCAUACCCCAAGCUAGUUUGCUGUGGUUGCGAUCAGAACUGACCACGUUGCCUUCGAUGAGGGGCGACAGCGAGGGGGAGAAAAAUUCUGUUGUCGAGGUAGCCCCGAAAGACCAGGAGCACGACCACAAAACACCUAACGUACUGCGCACGAUCGACACCCUUCUGACGGAGGUGCAGUACACUCCCCCGGUGGCGCCGACAGUGUCGCUGCUACACCAGAAAGUGCACAAGGUGUUGCAGGAACAAGUGUUACGGCAAGUCUUCUCCAGCGGUGUCGGGACAGAUUCCAGCAAGAAGGACGACCGUGCGAAAGAGCUCUCGGGUGGUGAGAACGACGAUCAUGAUGUAGUGUCCAGUUCCUCCAGCGGUUCCACUGUCACCAACUGUUCUGCCGGAGUGCUGUCCAGCAUUUCUGGCUUCUCUACAAACGCCAAACCUGCCAUUGUUGACACGCAAAGCUGUAGCCAGCGUCGUUCCACCACGUAUUGUUCCGUCGUGCCAGAGUUUUCCGUCCCGGGGCUCCCGUGGACCAAAAUCGACCUCGCGCUGCCGCAACUAAAAAUCGCGAUUGAGGUGAACGGACCUGGGCACUACUUGUUUCCAGUCGAGGAAGACGGGACCGUUUCGAAUUGCGGCCUAGAGGACGACGGGCAAGCGGAUGGCGCAAGGAGAAAACAACAAGACCAGCACCGGGAAGAGAAACACGAGCUGCGCCACUUGCCGCGAUCUUCUUCGUUAGUUUCCCGGCGGCACGCGGUGACUACCGGGUCGAGCGCGUUCCGCACCAGAUGCCUGGAAAGCUUGGGGUGGACUGUAGCGGAAAUCCACUUUGCGGACUGGAAACAAGCGGAGCGCACGGGCACGGAGGCGGCGUUUUUGCGCGAAACAUUGAAGCACGCGGUUACUAGGAAAGGGAAAAAGUAAGUAGUGGUCCCUAGUUUGUUGCAGUCGACGGUCGACAAAGCCGAGUUGACAAGCUUUAAGAGUGGUCUCGGCGACGUCAACAUCACGUGGAGAAGGGAGGACGGAGCGAGUUGCGAUGUAUGGCCAUUUUUUUUCUUCAUCUUCGCUGCCGACAUCGAUCUCUGGAGCUACACAAGCUACAUAGUACUGCGACGUCGAAGAAAGGAGUACAUGAGGAGAACUCAGAGCAGUGCAUAGUGCCCGAAGAGAAACAAAUCAUGUCGCAGUUUGUCUUUGGGAAUAAAGUCGAUACCGGAAUUUUGCUGUUCCACAAGUAAGUCGUUUUCGCUUUCUGGAUCGCGGACGUAUGGC
This is a messenger RNA of Amoebophrya sp. A120, 3082 nucleotides long. Lineage: Eukaryota; Dinophyceae; Syndiniales; Amoebophryaceae. The record is from the annotation of a GenBank genome assembly.